Molecule: messenger RNA, 722 nt
Organism: Eruca vesicaria subsp. sativa (arugula)
Lineage: Eukaryota; Viridiplantae; Streptophyta; Magnoliopsida; Brassicales; Brassicaceae
Source: the annotation of a GenBank genome assembly
AUGAAUGAGAUGAUGACGUGGAAGCGUGAUGAGGUUGUUAGAGAUAGAGAUGAGUUGAAAGUGGAGGAGGAGCUUGUUAAGUCUAGGAAUGAAGCUAGGGAGGAGAUGGAUCAACGGAACUAUGAGAUAGCUAUUGAGGUUUCUCAGUUGGAGUCAAGGAUUAGUGAUUUGAGGUUAGAGGUUGCGGAGAAGGCUUCUGUUGUUGAUGAUUUAGAGAGUGAUGUGAGUGGGAAAGAUAAGAUGAUUGGUGAGUUAGAGGAGGUGAGUCUAUUAGAAGGUGAAGUUGUGGAGAUGAAGCAGUUGGUUGAUGAGUAUGAUGGGAAGUUGAAGACUAUGAAGGUGAAGAUGGUAGCUCAGCGUCCUUUGUUGGUGAAACAACUGAAUCUUGUGGUGAAGAUACAUGAGCAGCUUUACGAGGUUGUGAGGAUAGUUGAUGUAAAUAGUUCGGUAGAGUUGGAUUUUUCUGAGUCUUUCUUUAUGCGUCAAGAGGCAGAGAUGGAGGAGAAUGUUCGAGCUUCUUUGGCAGGAAUGGAAUCUAUCUUCGAACUGACGAAAGUGGUUUUUUGGGAAGAUGCAGAGUUUGGUGGAAGAGAAGAGCAAUGAAGUGAAGAAUUUGAAUGAAACUGUGGGUAUAUUAGUUCAAGAGAAGGAACAUAUUGGUACUUUACUGAGGAGGGCUUUGUCCAAAAGAAUGAUAACAGAGCAGGCAUCCGAAAAAAGCG